Molecule: messenger RNA, 2604 nt
Organism: Microplitis mediator
Lineage: Eukaryota; Metazoa; Arthropoda; Insecta; Hymenoptera; Braconidae
Exons: 5
Coding region: 1900-2442 (180 amino acids)
Source: RefSeq, a predicted model, not a curated record
AUUAGUCCAAAUGCAGUCCAGUUACACUAAAAUCAGAUUUAAUUUUUCGAUCCGGGAAAUUACUGAAGUUGUAAAAUAACUUUGCUCUCAACCCUAAUGCCAGACAAGCUCCGAUUUAAAUAUUUAUAUUUCAACAAUUAGUUCUGUUUUCUCAAUUAUUAGAACGGACAGUUGCCAAUAAAUAUAAUGCAUCGUAAAAACUCUAUUGAAGUUGAAUAAAUCGAGGUUGAAUAAAUUUAAAAACUUUUUAGAAGCUUGCUCUUGUAAAGACAAAGAACCAAAAACAAUAAAAUGUCUUCACGUGUUUAAACAUGCCAUCAGUUGUUGGUCAAAGUAUGAUAAAGGUCAAGGAAACUAUCCUGCGUUGUAGGUUCCAGAAGAAUAUGCGUCUUGCCGAAUUUCGAACAAACUGAAGGCCAACACUAAAAGUUGAUACCACAGUAAUGAACUGCUAUGACCUAUCCCAUAGUUGGAAUGUUGAUCCAUUUUGGGAUUUCGGAUUCCCAAGGGGUUGUCAAUCAAAGGCUACUAAUAUUUUUAUUUCUAGAUGGUAUACUGUUUUACUGGCAUAUUUGAGGUUAGAAGUGCAGUGCAUUGGCUUUCUGAGCACCCAUAAGACAGUUUUAUUCCAGUGGACCAAUAACGGAUCAUGAACAAGGGUUCAAUGAAAGUCAAAAGUAGGUAUGAGUAUUCCUUCUGCAGUUUGUUUACCCUACACAACACAUUAUUAUUGAAACGCAAUUGGUUUUUAGUCAUAGUUUCAUUUGUUUACAAAAAGUAACAAUUGAAAUUUGUGAUAGGUCAGGCAUGUCAGGCAAUGACUUGGCGUGUGAAUGAUGACACAAAAAGCAAAGUCGUAAAAAUCAAUGAGGACAAACAAGAGUGGAAUAACCGGCAGAAGGUCAAUCUUAAAUUAAAUUGCGUUCUUUACUUUUAUGAACGCGUUAGAUAGAUAAACAAACUUUGUUGAGGUACUCAUUAUCAUGCGGUCAAUAAACCCACUGACUUUGAAGCAGAGCCAAGGUUAUGGCAUACUUUUUUUAUGUGUCGAUCAACAUGACCAACGAUAAAGAAUUUAUUUUAUGGAUCAUUCACUUAACUCGUGACAGUCAUCAAAUGUUUAAGAAGCGCGAGCAAACAGUUUUUUUGAUGUUUUGAAAUUUAAUAUUAUGAGCAGAUGUUUGCAUAAAUUAUAAGCUUAAUAGCUAUUUUACUAUCGUAUAAGUGUUUUAUAUUAUUUCAAGUCAACUAUAAAUCAUGAUAAACAAGGGGUCAUAAAAAGCGACGUAUUCUUGUUGAUGCAAUAAAAAUUCGGUCAUAAGAUGAAUUAUUACGAUUUGAUGUUUGUUCUUAAUCACAUUUUGUUAGUUUCUAAUGAUUGAAGCGAUCAAACUAUUUUCGUUUCUGUUUUCACAAUGAACGCUUAAUUAAAUAAACAACACCCAGACAAAAUACUUAUUUCUAUGAUUUUCAUUGUAUUAGAUAUUAGGUGUGUAAAUUGUGACAUCGCACACAACCUCGCCUCAAGCGUAUAAGAAAGCAUCACAGUUUCCGUAUUCAUAACAACAUAAUGUAUUCGAAAAAAAUAUUUGCAUAGAGGAUAACAAUAUUUAUAUUAUAUCUGAAGAACUUUAUCGAGCAAAGUCUAUUAUUAGUAAUUCAAAUAUUGGAAGGUGAUUCUUUGCUCUCCUUCAUUGAGUAAACAUUUUGACUUUGGCUGGGUGAAAUUUUAAUAGUUUUACUUUUUAUAUCUACCUAUGACGUAAAAGGUAUAUAAAACUCACGCUCUCGUUGGAAAUCCUCAAUGUGUCCCGAACCGCAUUCGAGGAAGUCAACUUGUUUUGAACAAUCGCGUUCCUCACUAUUGGUCAUAUUAAAUCGAAUAAAUAAUUGACUAGCAUGGAGGAAAUGUUCGCGACCAUUGUGUACGUGGAAUUAGCUCCAAGUAUUUUAGUGCCUUACGAAUGGCCUAUUCGGGGCCUAGAGAGUCUCGUGUUGACUUUAGCGGAAGAAAUCAUCGCACAGGAUGACUCUGUGAAAUCUAUUCUACAAGUGAAGAACAUACCAGCGAAAUUAAUCCGACACAUUGACAGUAGUGGUUUUACAUACGUUUUUGAAAAAGUGCCGACAGAAGAAACGGUUGGCUGUUAUGUUUAUGAAAUAGUAUUGCCUAAGGAAGAAGACAGUAUUCAAGUGGACAUGUCCGGCGGAAGUAGCUCUGAUAAAGGAUCAUGGCCAAAUUACGCUACGAGUGUCUUUCCGAGAUCUAAUAAAACGUCCUAUUACUUAACGCCUCCACAACUUCAUGGGGAAAUGUUACGCAGUAUGGAUACUAACACGCACGCAUUGCGCCGACGCUUGACGCGAAACAUUAAGCAGAUGACUCAACAAAACAAUGAAUGCAAUGGUUGUGGUGACCAGUGUAAACAGUGGAGCUGGUAGAUCCCAACCACAUGAAAUAAUUACGCAAGUGAGUCGUCGGUUCCAUCCUUCUUCUGGCAGCCAUCAUAGCAUCUGCUACAUUUAACUUGAUGCUGUCAACUAAACACUAAAAUUACCUCUAACAAAUAGGUUAUGUUAUUUUUUCUAGAUCUCUGUCGUAGG